Messenger RNA from Racocetra fulgida, 840 nucleotides. The record is from the annotation of a GenBank genome assembly. NCBI's taxonomy places the organism in Eukaryota, Fungi, Glomeromycota, Glomeromycetes, Diversisporales, Gigasporaceae.
AUGACUUCUUACAAAUCUCUUUCAUAUUUUCUAAUAUUUCUUUUCUUGCUGUUCUCUGUAACUUCAUCUGCUAAUUCUCAUCGUUCUAAAAACAAAGAUCCAUGUGCCCCAGUUAUAGCAACAAAAAAUCCUAAAUACAAAGAUAUAAAAAAUUGUUUGACUAGUUUUCCGUAUAAUGCAGUUGCAGCAAAAGAGAUCUCUAUUAGAAAUGCUUAUAAAAAAUUACGUGAUGCACAUACACAAUUUUCUCCUUCUUGCUAUAAUUUCUUUUUAUUCGAACAAAAUUUACAUUUAUAUUCCGUACUUGAUAAGCAAGGAAAUCAGGUUUUUGACGAUUUAGUUGAUCCUACAAACAUUGAUUGUGAAGUGACUUUUAUCGAUUCUGUACCUGCUUUUGAUGCAAUCAAAAACUUUGCCAAUAAUCACAGCUUUAUAUCACGUGAUCUCGGUGUUCGGUUUAAUAAUGUGUUAACUUCUAUAUCUCUAGCUAAUGAUGCUCCAUGGAUUUUGGGAAGUGAAUUUACUGUCCGAGGGAAUGGCGGUCCUUUGCCAAUUAAAGAUCUCCAAGACCCAAAAAGAUCCCAAAUUGUUCCAUAUGUUUUUCAUCCUAAAGCAAGAGAAUUAUUAUCAAAAAAAUCUAAACCUUCUAAGCCUGUUAAAUUAAGUAAAGCUAUCAAAGUGGAUGGCGAUAAUCACACCCAAUUUUAUAAAUCUACUGAUUCUGAUUUUGGCGUUGUAGUCCUAAUUGACGAAAACAUCACUGAUAAAAAAGGGGAAGUUGAUUUUAGUAAAACAUUAGCCGGAUUUAAAAAAUUGGCUAAUGAGCCCUCAAUCAAAAAG